Molecule: messenger RNA, 1119 nt
Organism: Acanthosepion pharaonis
Lineage: Eukaryota; Metazoa; Mollusca; Cephalopoda; Sepiida; Sepiidae
Source: the annotation of a GenBank genome assembly
AUGACAGUUUUCUUUCUUUCUUUUUCUUUCUUGUCUUUUCUUUUCUUUCUUUCUUUCUUUUCUAUUCCUUCUUUUUCUUUCUUUCUUUCUUUCUUUCUAUUCUUUCUUUUUCUUUCUGUCUUUCUUUCUGAUCUUUUCUUUUCUUUCUUUCUUUUCUAUUCUUUCUUUUUCUUGUCUUUUCUUUUUCUUUCUUUUUCUUUCUUGCCUUUUCUUUCUUUCUUUUCUAUUCUUUCUUUUUCUUUCUUUCUUUUCUAUUCUUUCUUUUUCUUUCUUUCUUUCUUUCUUUAUAUUCUUCAUCCCUUUCUUUUCAUUAAUUUUAUUUUAUUAUAUUAUUUUUAUUUUAAUCAUUUUUAUUAUAUUCUUUCUUUCUUUUCAUUAUUUUAUUAUAUUCUUUUUUUCUUUUCAUUAUUUUAUUAUAUUCUUUCUUUCUUGUCAUUAUUUUUACUCUAUUCUUUCCUUCUUUCCGUUAUUUUUAUUAUAUUUUUUCUUUGUUUUCAUUAUUUUUAUUAUAUUCUUCAUCCCUUUCUUUUCAUUAAUUUUAUUAUAUUAUUUCUUUAUUUUAAUCAUUUUUAUUAUAUCCUUUCUUUCUUUUCAUUAUUUUUAAUUUUUUCUUUCUUUUCAUUAUUUUUAUUAUAUUCCUCAUCAUUUUUCUUUUCAUUAAUUUUAUUAUAUUAUUUCUUUAUUGUAAUCAUUUUUAUUAUAUUCUAUCAUUCUUUUCAUUAUUUUUAUUAUAUUCUAUCUUUUCUCAUUAUUUUUAUUAUAUCCUUUCUUUCUUUUCAUUAUUUUAGUAUAUUCUUCAUCCCUUUCUUUUCAUUAAUUAUAUUAUAUUAUUUCUUUAUUUUAAUCAUUUUUAUUAUAUUUUUUCUUUCUUUUCAUUAUUUUAUUAUAUUCUUUUUUCUUUUCAUUAUUUUUAUUGUAUUCUUUUUUUCUUUUCUUUAUCUUUUAUAUUCUUUCUUUCCUUCUUUUCAUUAUUGUUCUUUAUUUUUAUUCUAUUCUAUUCUAUUCUUUCUUUCUUUCUUUCUUUCUUUCUUUCUUUCUUUCUUUCUUUCUUUCUUUCUAACCGUUACGUAUAUCUCCACUAGCCUCUAUAUUUCCUUUCAUUUCUUUUCUUUUCUCUGA